GCCUCGCAGACCGCGUUCAGUCUUUGCCAAGCCUUGGUAGGGUGUGGAUGUGCGUUUCCAUGUAACUGAGUUGACGGUUGUCUACGAGCUUGCUACAGGAUGAGCCGCCUAGAAAUGUCAUUUCAUCUGAUGCACGACAAUUGGCCUAUAUAACGGAGAGCGUCUUCUGCAUAUACAUCAAUUUCGUGCAUACCGCAGCGUCGCCGGUUUAGCUUCCUUCAGCCAAGUAUUUUCGACCUCCUCACCGACCUCCUCCUCAACACUCCAGCAAAAACGUGUACGAAAAAAUUGUGACCAUGGAUUCAUUGAAAAGAACGAAGCAACCAAAGCUCCAGAAGGCGUCUAAGAUUGUAAAAAAAAUGUUGAUCGACUCUGCCGACCCACAAAGACAGCUGAGCAGCCUCAAAAUCCGCUCGAAGAAACGAAGCGAAAGCAAAAGCGCAACGCGCUUCUCAGCAACGCCUUCAUCGCGUGAUCUCGAGGAAAACGUUAAGAAUAUCAGUACAGACGCUAAGCACACAAACUCUGACCAAAAGACCAAAAGUAUUAAAAUUAAAUUCUUUAGCGGGAAGAAAAGUGUCGGUCAAAGAGAAUCGUGUAAUGAGAAGUUUAACUGUGAAGCCAACGUCGGGUCACAAAGUUUUCCAAGUGCUGAAAACCCUAAGGCUGCUGGAAGUGAUGUAAUUACAUGGUCCGACAACGAUGUCAUCGGUCCCAGUCUUGAACUGUUGACCGUUCUGGAUGACUUCAGCCACAACAAAGGCCACAAGUUCCCCCAGAACUGGACCACACCUGUGGUCCCAUCACACUUCGCACAUCAUGAACGACCACGCAUCGAGUCUCACAGUUCCUGCGACUGCAAAGCGCGACCCGAGAAAGGAAUUUGUGAAACUUGUGAGGAAAGGAAACAUUUCUUCCACGAUAUUGCUCACUCUUUUCAAUCCUUGAAGGACAUUUUCAAAAAGCACGAUGCUGAGAUGAAUAUAUGUCCUAAACAGGCGCACAGUCUGUUAGGUGUGGGAGUUACGUUUGCUUCUGUGUUUGGAAAGUCUGAGAACAUCAUUCAAUAUGUUGAUGCACGUGCACCGAUCAGCAUUUUUGAUGAUGAGGAAUCGAACUGUACAAUAACGGAUGUUCAAAAUGGCAUUCAGCUAAAUAAUGUCGGUAAAAUUGAGUUUGAGAAGCACCCUGGUGAUGCAUCUUUUCCACCCACCUCACUAUUGAAUAAGGAUUUAAAUUUUGCAUUAUUAUCGGAUCAUUCUCAUCAAGAUAACAAUGAAGCUGCGCUCGUUACGACUACAGAGGGCUGCUUUUUGGACCUCAGCAGAAUAAGAAAAACUUCUGAAGGAGGCGUUGUUGGAAAUUGUGCCUGGAAAGCGAAUACUUCGGUACUAGCAUUAUCUUUCAACGAACUUCUCCACGAACAACAAUAUGACGCUGACACACUGAUGGCAGCCUUCUUCACAACCAGCACGCUGAAUUGUUGUUCACAAUUCGGCAAGGUUUUGUUGGAGGCACCAUCUCAUUGUACUAAUCUCUCAUUUUGCAUGGAUAUGAAUCCAGAUGGUAAUUCUGUUAAUCAGACAGCAGCAGAUUGCUGUGGUACCGCUCGUGACAUGAUCGUAACCACCCUCGUGGUGCGAGGUUCCCAUCUUGGAGUCGUGAGCACAAUCAGCGUGUUGAAGAGAACAGUUGUGGUUGGAAGAAGUUCAGCGGCAAUCCUGGAUUCUGAGGAGCUGGAAAUUUUGAUGGUGAUGAGGACGUGUUCAUCGGAGUGCAUUUCUGUUCAUGGAUCUCGCCCUUGCGAGACCACACACUUGCCCUCGAAGAGAUCGGACCCAAGCUGUCAGAACAGAGAUUCGGGCCUCUAACGCCUGCUAUACCUCAUUCAUUAAGCUGUAUAUUUGCCUUCAGCUUCCAGACAUGCUGCUUAUUGGUUCUGAAUUCUUUGGAUUUUUUACUACUAUAUACAGCAUUAAGACUGAAAAGAUACUCGUAAUUUAUUUAUAAUGAUCACUUUUUACAAAAGAGAGCUUUGGAGCAACGAGUAUUUCAGGAUAUGUGGAGCAUCAAUAAACUUAGAGGUAUCAAUUCGCAUAACUAAUUUUAACAAAAAUUACUCCACAAAUUUUUCCCGAAGCGCUAUGUGAGCGUCUUCUAAAUAUUCAAUUAACGUCUACUGAAAUCUACACAUAUUGUACUGAUAUAUCUCAUCAAAAGUAUUUUUGCCCUCUUCUGCAUUCGCCACCUCAAAUACUCCUCAUCAAACCUGAGUUGUGCGUGUCUAGUCUUAUGUUCUGUGCGGUGGGCAGGGCAAGGCACUUAAUCAUAAGGACAAUUUCCAGUUUUACUUCGACGUAAUUUAUGUUUUAUUUAUAAAUCCUUAGGAUUCCUGAAGGGAAGGUUCGGGUCCAGGAAGAAAUUUUCUUCUAGCUAGGCAGAUGUUGUGUCUGGAGAAUUCCGGGCAAAUUUAUCGCGUGACGACCAUCUUCUUGUGAUAUUUUUAGAGCAUCCCGAUAACAAAUGAACAAAUAGUGUGAAUUUCUCUAACCACUUAUUGUAAUCCUAUGUCUUUCUAGUUUGAUAGAUACCCAUAGCGGCAUUUAUGUGUUUAAUCCAUGUGAAUGCAUACCGAGUGUUUAAAGCGAACCCUAUUUAUCCAUUUUCUAACUUCAUGCAUUUUCGAUUGUUUCUAUUAUAGAUAAACCCGGCAUCUCGUGAACGGAAGGUGCUUUUCCUUCUUCAUGCAACACAGAAUUUCAUGAAUUGCGUUCAAUUAGAUUUCUCUAAUGAUAAUUUCCAGUGGAUCACUCAUGCGAAUAAAAUUAUACAUGGACUAAAAAGAGUCUCUCCCCAUGAUGCUAUUUGACUUGAAUGCUCGCUGUGCGAGGUUCAUGUCAAGCCUUUAGUAUUGCAUGGAACACACGUGAAAUCUAACUCUAAUGAUCCCUUUACCUUGAGAAUAAACCACAUACCUGCA
Messenger RNA from Hyalella azteca, 2980 nucleotides. RefSeq lists its product as uncharacterized. Bases 297 to 1871 code for a protein of 524 amino acids. The transcript is spliced from 2 exons. NCBI's taxonomy places the organism in Eukaryota, Metazoa, Arthropoda, Malacostraca, Amphipoda, Hyalellidae. The record is from RefSeq and is a predicted model, not a curated record.